Messenger RNA from Hydra vulgaris (swiftwater hydra), 1231 nucleotides. Its product is annotated as muscarinic acetylcholine receptor M2. Gene Ontology annotation, cellular component: dendrite; plasma membrane; synapse. Gene Ontology annotation, biological process: G protein-coupled receptor signaling pathway, coupled to cyclic nucleotide second messenger; chemical synaptic transmission; adenylate cyclase-inhibiting G protein-coupled acetylcholine receptor signaling pathway. Gene Ontology annotation, molecular function: G protein-coupled acetylcholine receptor activity; G protein-coupled serotonin receptor activity. The record is from RefSeq and is a predicted model, not a curated record. Lineage: Eukaryota; Metazoa; Cnidaria; Hydrozoa; Anthoathecata; Hydridae.
AUAAUUUGAUCCAACAAUGAAAUCUUCAUUGCACACGUUGUUAAACAAUGCCUUAUAUACUGCUAGGCCAACAUCAUUUUUUAAUAGUACUACUCCUAUUUCUGUUAGUUCAUUGCUAUCCGUUAAACCGUUGUCAUUUUAUAUACCCGCAAUGAUUGGUGGUGCAUUUCUUAGCGUUAUAACAAUAGCAGGAAAUCUUUUGAUUUUUUUGGCAUAUUUUAGAAACGAAAAUAUUAGAAGCAUAUCAAACGUUCCAAUACUUUCAUUGGCAUUUACAGAUAAGUUUAUUGGAUUUUUUCCUGUAAACAUGAACAUUAUGGAAAUGCCUAUAGGGUACUGGCCUCUGGGAAAAGAAUUUUGUAAUGUGGCACUAGUUUUAGAUUACGUAUCAAUUCAGUCUUCAAUAAAUCAUAUUGUUUUAACUAAUUUUGAUCGGUAUCUUUCAAUAAGAUCUCCAAUGAAACAUCGAUUACACCAAAAAACAUCAAAAGUCAUUACUAAAUUAUUCACAGUGUGGUUAAUAGCUGUAAUAAUAUGGGUACCAUAUAUUAACAUUUAUAAACACAAGGUAAGGAGCAGCAAUUUAGAUGAUAGACAAUGCUACAAGCAGUUUUCUAAAGUUCAAGAUUUUAACUUUAAAAGAUACGCUUCUAUUACAACGUCAUUAAUAGGAUACUUUCUACCGCUCGGAAUUGUAAUUAUAACUUACUGGAAAAUGUAUUUUAUUGUUAGACAACAACUCUAUGAAGUGCCUAAAUUUUGCCAUGCUAUAAAUGCUGAAAAUAAAUUUUCUGCAGAAACGACUAAGUGGAAACAGCCAGCUCCAUUGUCCGAUGAAAUGCCAGAUAAUACUGUCGAUAUGCAAAAAAAUCUAGAUUUGAUAAAGAAACGAAAGAGAAUACUUAGACAUAAAAAAGCAUUGCGUAUGAUUGCAAGCAUAAUAUCAGCUUUUUUAAUUACUGGGUUACCUCUUAAUGCACAAUGGCUUUUGGGUGGCAUGUGCCCAACAUGUUAUAACAAAUCAUUUGACAUUUGCAACUUUUUAACGUACCCAAAUUCUACAGUUAAUCCUUUUCUUUACACAUACAUGAGUCGAACAUUUCGUCUAGAGUUCAAAAAGUUAUUACUCUGUAAAUUUUUAAGAAAUUAUUUUUCUGAUUCUAAAGAAAAACACGUCAAUUAUCGUGUAAACUACAAUACGAAGGAACUAUCAAGAAGCAAAUCGACAUAA